Molecule: messenger RNA, 639 nt
Organism: Paraglomus brasilianum
Lineage: Eukaryota; Fungi; Glomeromycota; Glomeromycetes; Paraglomerales; Paraglomeraceae
Source: the annotation of a GenBank genome assembly
AUGCCUACAUCAUUAACUGUUAAUAUCUGCACACAGGUCUACCUUGACGGUGCCAGACGCCCUCAGAUAUUCCCAUCAGAGUCUCUACUUAAGCCUAAUCCUUCUUGUGCUAUAUGUCGUAAUACUCAUGUAUCGUUAAAGAUCAAUACAAAGACAACCACUCUGCGCGCUUUCCUGGAAACCAUUGUCCAAAGUCAAGACGAUCAAAUGGAUACAGAAGAUGAUGUAGUAAUAGCUAAUGCAAGGAGCAAUGAGAUUAUAUAUGAUCUAGACUACAUGGAUAGUCUUGAUUCAACUUUUGAACAAUUAAGUCUCAGAGACGGUUCAAUCCUUUCGGUAACUACCGACAGUGCGACACCCGCUGUCUUUGCAAUAUCUCACAGCGAAAUAUUUGACUCUCCUGAAACCUGGUAUGAGGUAGAUAGAAACCCUGCAGACAUAUUUAGGCGACGCAUGUCUGGUUCGAUCGAAAAUGUAUCAACACCAUCUCACAAGAGAAAGCACGACAAUGAUGAUGAGUUGGAUGAAACAUCGUCACAUAAACGACUUUAUACAGAAACGGACAAAGUACUAGUAAUUAAAGAUGACGAUCUGGAAAUAUUGACUGAAGUUCCGCCCGGUUUUGGUGACGGAAAUUGA